AUGGUCUUACCGCCCAAGCAAAAGAGUGUGCAGAAGGAAACCAAAGAUGUGGAUGACGAGGACUCUGAGGAUCAGCAACUGAAGCCCAAGAAGAAAAGUUUGAAGGUGAGUGAGUAUGCGGGAGGACGGAGGAAGAAGAAGGACAGUGAUGAAGAAGGCUACAGCUCUAACACAAAUAGUAGCAAUGUGAGCAGCAGCAACAAGAAAAGACGAGUUAAAGAAAAGGAUAAGAGGAAGAAAAACCAAGAAGUAAGCAGGGAUGACCUCAGCGACGUCUCCCAGAACACCGACCAUGACGACAACAACAGCGACUCAAGCGGUAAGAAAAGAGAGAGGAAUCUUCCGGAUUUGAUCGCCACCACUAAAAAAGCAACAAGUCGGCCUUUGGAAAAAGACAAGAUGGGCCCCAAGGGUAAAACAUCCAAAGAUGAAGACAAAAAAUCCAAGAAGGACUCCGAGAAAAAAGAGGACGAGGUAGCAGGGGAUGAGGAGGAUGGGAAAAAGAAGAAGAAAGACAAGAAGAAGAGAGCGUCAGAGAAGGGGAACAGCGAUGAAGACAACAAGAAGACGAAAGGCAAAAAGAAGAAGGUGGAGAAUUAUGUGGAAAUCUACGAGAGUGAGCUUCGAAAUUACCAGGAGGAAUUGGUGGAGAACUAUGAAGAUGAGUACCACAAAAUGAAAGUGUAUGAGGUGGUGACCAUCACUGGGGAUGAGAGAGGAGCGGGCACCGAUGCAAAUGUGUUUGUCACACUCUUUGGAGAAUUUGGUAUCACUCCCAAAGUCCAUUUGGCAAGCAACACAGAGAAAAGGAGCCGCACUGCAUUUGAGAGGGCCAAAACUGAUGUGUUCAGAAUAAGAACCCACAAUGUGGGACCUUUAAAGAAGAUUCGGAUUGAGCAUGACAACACAGGUCUGAACCCCAGCUGGUUCUUGGACCGGGUGGUAGUGACUGACGUAAUCAGGCCUCACCUGAGGUACUACUAUGCUUGUAACAACUGGCUCAGUAAAGUGGAAGGGGACAACCUUUUUGUCAGAGACCUGCUGGGCAGCUUGGAUGCCAUGGACAUGCCCAAAUACAAUAAGUAUAUGGUCAGUGUCUUCACUGCUGAUAUAAAAGGUAGCGGAACAGAUGCGGACGUCUUUAUCAAUAUAUUUGGAGAGUUUGGUGAUACAGGUGAGAGGCUACUGAACACAGAAAAAAAUAACUUUGAAAAAGGCACAGAGGACAAAUUCACCAUUGAAGCCCCAAACCUGGGCAAAGUCAGGAAGAUCACUAUCGGCCAUAACAACAAAGGCUCUUCCGCAGGAUGGUUUGUUGACAAGGUGACUGUGGACGAUCUGGGAAACAAAGUAGUGUAUGAAUUUCCAAUCAAUCGGUGGUUUGCCAUUGAUGAGGACGAUGGCAAGAUACAGAGAGACAUUUUGGUGGGAGGGAGCCAACCGACGGGUAUCGUGUAUAACUUCCAGAUUGUAACCGGAAACAUCAGAGGAGCCGGGACCAACUCCAAAAUCCACAUUGUGAUGCACGGCACCAAAGGCUCAAAGAACAGUGGCAAGGUGUUUCUUGAAGGAGGGAAAUUUGAGCGUGGCCUGACGGACAUCUUCAAUAUCGAGAUUGCCGCACUUCUCAGCCCCCUCAGCAGGGUGACCAUCGGACAUGACAACAGCGGGGUCAGUGCUGGGUGGUACUGUGAGAAGGUGGUGGUGUAUUGUCCAUUUACCGGGAUCGAACAGACCUUCCCAUGCUCAAAAUGGCUGGACGAGAAGGAAGGAGACGAGCUGAUAGAGCGAGAACUCUACGAGAUGGUUUCUCUCCGGCAGAGAAGGCAAAAAAAGCAUCCCUGGUCCUUGUGGAUCUGGACAUCGGACCUUCCCAAUGCUGGAAGCGACGCAGAAAUCUAUUUCCAGGUGUACGGAGAGAAGGGCAAGUCCGACGAGAUCAAACUAGACAACAAAACAGACAAUUUUGAGCGAGGACAAGUGGACAGGUUUAUAGUUGAACUUCCAGAUUUAGGAAUUUUGACCAAACUCCGAAUCUGGCAUGAGAAAAGAAAUCCUUUUGCAGGGUGGCAUCUGAGUAAGGUGACUAAGACUUUCCCCAAAAUACAUAUUAUUAUAUAGUUUUCAUUCUUCCACAGCCAG
This is a messenger RNA of Entelurus aequoreus (snake pipefish), 2142 nucleotides long. RefSeq names its product lipoxygenase homology domain-containing protein 1-like. The transcript is spliced from 14 exons. Gene Ontology annotation, molecular function: protein binding. Lineage: Eukaryota; Metazoa; Chordata; Actinopteri; Syngnathiformes; Syngnathidae. The coding region runs from base 1 to 2121 and encodes 706 amino acids. The record is from RefSeq and is a predicted model, not a curated record.